Messenger RNA from Adineta ricciae, 378 nucleotides. The record is from the annotation of a GenBank genome assembly. Lineage: Eukaryota; Metazoa; Rotifera; Eurotatoria; Adinetida; Adinetidae.
AUGGACGUAAAUAAAGGCAAUGUACUACAAGAUGCUGAUGGAGGAAAGCUAGAUGGCAAAUUAGACAAAGAUGCUCGUCCAGCUAAAACACCAAUGGAUUCAACUUCAGAUUCAUCCAAAGCUGAAUCGGCAGGGAACGAUCAUGCGUUCUCAUCUUCGCAAAACAAAAAAAUGGACGCUAUCAAAGCUGGUGUUGAAUCAGUCAAAGAAAGUAUUCAAGGCAAGAAAGCUGCAGACAAAGUAGAAAAAGCUAAUGACCCACGAGAAGCACCAAGUGAUCGUGUUGAUGCCGCAUUGGAAGCUGGCAAAGCUGCGACGAAAGCAGAUGAACAUGCUUGUAAAUCCGAAUGUCAUAAAGUCAAACACGCUACCAGUUAA